Tetrahymena thermophila SB210 is the source of this 1839-nucleotide messenger RNA. RefSeq lists its product as hypothetical. The record is from RefSeq and is a predicted model, not a curated record. The transcript has a single exon. NCBI's taxonomy places the organism in Eukaryota, Ciliophora, Oligohymenophorea, Hymenostomatida, Tetrahymenidae.
AUGAAAUUCGAUCUAGAAGAUAAAAAGAAGAUUAGCUUAUUAUGCGAUCUACUUAAAGCUUUUAUGAGUGGAAAGUCUAAUGUCUUAUUUAUUUGGCAUCGUAAUGAAGGAUGGGCAGUGCUAUAAAAUUAGGAAUAUUUAGAUAAUUUAGAUUGCUCAAACUUGGUCAAUUUAUGCCAUGUUAAACCACAUUUCUUCUCUCAUAUGGCACACGAAAGUCAUGAAUUCUUAUGCUUUGAACUUGAUGUUACAAACUACGUAAGAGUACUUAAAAGUAUAAAAAAGCAAAUCAAGAGAAUGAUAUGGCAUAUUUACAACAUAGAUGAAGCUCAAAAUAAAGCUUUACUCCAACUUAAUAUUAUAGUUGAUGAAGGUUAGAUGGAAGUUAAGAAAGAAAUUUUCUUAUAGUAAAGAAUGAAUCCCUAACUUUAUUUUAGCAUUUUUCGUAAUUUUAUAGAUGAUAAAACUCAAUAUCUUGAAAUUAAGUAAGUCUAUAUGAAAUAAAUGAAAGAUUUAAAGAAAAAUGAAUGUGUUUACUUUAAGUUCUAUAACGAUUACGUCAGCGCUUAUAAUAAUGAAGAUGAAAAUAAUAUAAGCAUCAAAAAAACAGCUCUUGAAAAAUAUGAUUAUCACUCUCUAAUUAGUAAUAUGAGUGGAAAGAAUCGUCUGACUAUUCCUCCUAAUUUCCUAGUCCCUUAAGUCAUGAUGGGUAUUAAACUUAAGGAUCCCAUUUAACUUUUUAUUGGCAAUGAUAUAGUUGAUGAUUGCAUUUCUGUCUCUCUUAGAACAAAAAAUGAAUCUUUUACUUUUAUUUCCCAAUUCAAAUCAAUUAUGGAACAGGACGAAGAAGAUUAUAACAAGCAAAACCCAUUUGAUGCUCAAAGAUAACAGGUAUAAAUGCAGCAAUAAAUAUACCUAAAUGAAAGCACUACAGUCAUUUAAUAACCUAAAAUUUCAAGAAGCAAUAAUUAAAAUGCUUAUUAAGCUAAUGCUGUACCAAAUCGUUUUGAUGAUUCUCAAUAAUAAGAGACAUAUGCUGUUAAUUAAAGAAGAUAAAUUCCAUACUAAGAAAAUAGCGACUUCUAAAACCCUUUAAAUAGCUAUGGUAGCAUUUAAAGUCACAUCAAUGGGUUGACAAAUAAUAUGCAUUUAAUAGAUAAUUAUAAUGAUUAAAUGGAAGCAGAGUAAGAACUUCCAAUUUAAAAUAACAUUUAUAGAAGAAAUGAAGAUUACUAAUAGUAAUAAGUAUUUAAAAAACCCUAAGCACCUGUCAACAACAAUUCUUCUUUAAAAGCAAAUAAAAAAAAGAUUAACAUUAACUAAGAAAUGGAACAUUAACAACACCUACAUAAUAAUUUAAAUAACAGUUUUGCAUAAUCUAAUCAAAUAUACAGUAUCGCUUCUUCUUAGUAAAGCAAUCAUAACUAUGUUAAUGAAAGUUUUCUCAACAAAAGAAAGAGUGAUUAAGCAAACAUAACAGCAGACUUCUCAAAUUUUAAUUACUUCAAAGAAAACGCAACCAAACGCAUCAAGGAAUCUAACUAUGUUGAAAAUCAUUAACUUCCUUACUAUAAUUAAUAAUAAAAUAUGAAUGUUUAAAAAUAAUAAAAUCCUAACAUAAACAGAAACUAAUUCAUUAAUCCUCUUGUUUCUCAAGACAAACAAUAAAAUUAAUUUUCAAUUUAGCUUAACCAAAAUAAAAAUGAAGAUGACUUCACUAUUUUUAAACCUAAUCCUUAAAGUGGGGCACAACUGUAAAUUUAGAGGAAUUAAAAAAAUUCAUACAUUAUAAAUCAACCAACUUCAUCUAAAACCAAAUUUGACAAGUAACUAUUUUGA